This is a messenger RNA of Klebsormidium nitens, 1846 nucleotides long. The record is from the annotation of a GenBank genome assembly. Lineage: Eukaryota; Viridiplantae; Streptophyta; Klebsormidiophyceae; Klebsormidiales; Klebsormidiaceae.
CAGCAUCCCAAACAGCAGUCUUGAGUAUGCGACUCGGAUGCUAUCUUGGAAACGCGUUUCCAUGAGAGCACUGUGCAGACCAUUCCUGGGAGCAUGGGGGUAGCUACAGUAGCUUGAGAAGGCUGCAGGCGCCAAGCUGCACAUGGAAAGUGCCGUAUCAAGCAAGGCCUAUAAAUGGGCGAGCAUCCUUUCAUUUCCAAACAUUCCACAGUACCACAUUCACCCGAUUUUCUCCUUGCCUCUUCGCUCUGAUUCCAGCAGCACAACCCUGCCACCACCAAAUCUCUGAGCGUUGCCAGUUUAGCGCUUCCAAGCAGCAGCAAGCAGCGCCUCGUCCUGUCGCAAGUGUUCUGCCAGCGCGCAGGAUCGCCGAAAAGCACCAUGGCCGCAGCAGCUGGUGGCCCCACCCCUCUCGAUGCGCCGCCUGCGCAUGCUACAAAAGAGGAUGUUGUGAAGAUGAACAACUGCCUCCCACCAGUUGAAAGACUCUGCGAGCCCGAGUUAGCUCUGCUGUCCAGGGGCAACGUCCAGGUUCGCUACAAGGUCAUCUCGAAGUUGGUCCAAAACAAUUCCCUCAUCGAGCAGCUACGGACUGAGAACGACGAGCUGAACAAGGGGAUCAAGCGCGUCCGCGAUGAGAAGGAAGCCAUCGCUGCUGAGAAGGACGCACUGGUCACAACCGCAAGGGAGGAGAAGCGCCUGAUGAAGGAGGAGUUUGACACGAGGAGGAAGGCUGAGAACCAGCUUCACCGGGAAGCGGGAAAGAAAGACGGCAUGGAGGCAGCCAACCUCGAGAAGAAGGAGGCCGAGGACCGGCUGUUGCAGAUGAUGGCUCAUAACACGCACCAGCAGCAAAUCCAAUUUGCUGGCAGAUUUGGCAAUCUCCAGUGGUCGAACAAUCAGGUCCUGCGGGACUCGGGCCGCCUCACGGAAUUGACGCCGGAGCAUUUGCCGCUUCGCCCUCCAGCUUCUUCGAACAUCCUCUCUCCCGUCGUCUCGGAUCGGGAGGCCUCUUCACCUCGCAGCCCGGAUCAUCCGAACGAUCAGCUCAAGAUGGCCAGGCAGGUUCCCCGGCAGCCCACUCCCCUCUUGGCACCGACGAUGACACUCCGCAGCAAGAGCCAGACAGCUAUGCUGCCGGCGGUCCCCAGCUCGGAGGCCACGUCCGGCUCUAGCGCGCCAGAUUCGCCUGAGGCAGCGCCACGUGUCGAGCUCCCCAGGCUCGCGUCUGGCGCGCCUCGACGCAAGGGGAGGCUGCCGGCAAUGAAGAAGACUAACGUUCACGCAGAUUGUAAGAGGAUUACUCGCAGCACUGCAGCGAUGGCUUGCGUGAAGGCGAACCCUGUUGCCGACGCAAGUCUUGCCCGGGCUCUGCAGAAGGAGUGGAAUGGGUACCGUCUGAGGCGCCGCGAGCGCCGUCUGUGAUCAGCGUAGGUGUCUUCGUGAGGUGUAAAUAUAGACGCUUGGAGGCCAGGGACAUGUGUACCGUUGCAUACAGAUUGGUACGUGACUGGUCUAUACACUGAUAGUGCGUCGGAAGGACGUAUGUAAAUCUCAUGUAGAAUAUGUCGGCGAAACCUGAGCUGAGUGGUCGGACGGUAAGACGGUGAUGAGUCUGUUGAGUUGCCAGUUCUUGAUGGCUCUCAAGAAGUAUCUGUUAGUGUAGUUUGUCAUUCGUUUGGUAGCCCUUGUAAAACGUACGUUGUGUAGCGGUUCAGUACGGCGAACUUCAGCCCCGAAUACAUCUCUGUAGCAAUUCAGCCACAUGAUGGUUGGGUUCAGUAUAUGCUGGAACAUCGUGCUUUUGUUCAUCGGAAUCUAAUUGGCUGCCUCAGGCUUUUCGCGG